This is a messenger RNA of Neoarthrinium moseri, 3060 nucleotides long. RefSeq lists its product as uncharacterized. The coding region runs from base 1 to 3060 and encodes 1019 amino acids. Gene Ontology annotation, biological process: cellular response to phosphate starvation; phosphate ion transport. The transcript has 3 exons. NCBI's taxonomy places the organism in Eukaryota, Fungi, Ascomycota, Sordariomycetes, Amphisphaeriales, Apiosporaceae. Gene Ontology annotation, molecular function: inositol hexakisphosphate binding. The record is from RefSeq and is a predicted model, not a curated record. Gene Ontology annotation, cellular component: Golgi apparatus; plasma membrane; cytoplasm.
AUGAAGUUCGCGAAGGAGCUGGAUCGAGACCUCGUUCCAGAAUGGAAGAUCAAGUAUCUCAAUUACAAGGCAGGAAAGAAAUAUGUCAAAGCUGUAUCUCGAGCCAUAACUAGGGCAAACGGGACGCCUGCCUUGGGUAGAAAACCCGAACUGCCACCCCGUGCUACCCCAAUUAGUCUGACGACACCUCAAACAACGAGGCGUCAAGAUGGAGGCUCUCGUUCUGAUGGCUCAGCUGGGACAAAUCCGCUGAGCACCAGCCCUCCCCCAAUGGGUCGGUAUCGGACCACAACAGCCUCAGGAAGAACAGCGGAGCAACAAACCCCCAGGACAGAGGCAGCGACUAUUCCCGUGCCCAUCAGACCGGAGCGUCAAUCUCUAGCUCGAUCGCCUGGAAAUGGAGGGAAUUAUGGUAGUUUCGUUCCCACUCCUCCUGCGCCAUCUCCUUUGACCACCACUGGGAGUCGGCAUACAUUUGAGCUACCCGACCCGGCCAUUCGCGUUCCAUCGAAUACGAGUGAGCCUGGUCUACCCCCGCCGGCAACAGAACUUAAUCCGUCUCUCGGAAGGCUGGCUUUACAGCGAAGUGUGUCUAUGACUCCCUCCAUGCCGGGUCUCGGGCAAUCUUCUACUCUGCCACGGCCAAGCCCAAUGAGAGCCGGCAGCUCUUCAAGCCGACUGCGCCGCAUGUUCUCCCACGGCCAGUCUCCUCUGAGGCAAGACACCGUCAAAUCUGACUACGGCAUGCAAGCUCUAGAUAGCGUUCGUCAACGGGAGAAAGAGUUCUUCGAUUUCCUUGAUGGGGAGCUCGAUAAAGUGGAAACGUUCUACAAGCAGAAAGAAGAGCAGUCUGCUCAGCGAUUGGGUGUGCUGAGGGACCAGCUCCAUGAGAUGCGUAACAGGCGUGCGGAGGAACUUGCCGAGGCGCGAAGGCGGAAAGAAGGGGAGAACCAAGAAGACCACCAUGCCAAUGGGUUCAUCCGCAGCCGUGAAGGUUCUCAAGCUUGGAUUGACCCGAUCAAAUCCAAGAUCUUCAAACCUGGACCCAACUCAAAGGCGCUGCUUAAGAUGGCAAGAACGCCUGUGCUGGGGGCCAUGUCCGAUGAGCGGCGCGACUAUAUCAGACGGCCGCAUGAUCACGAAGUCCCUUACAGGACCGCAAAGCGCAAAUUGAAACUCGCGCUCCAGGAGUUCUACAGAGGCCUUGAGCUCUUGAAGUCUUAUACACUCCUCAACCGUACAGCGUUCAGGAAACUGAACAAGAAGUACGAUAAAGCUGUCAACGCUCGGCCGCCUUAUCGCUACAUGAACGAGAAGGUGAACAAGGCUUGGUUUGUCAACAGUGAUAUCAUUGAUGGGCAUAUCAAGGCAGUGGAAGACCUGUAUGCCCGUUACUUUGAAAAGGGCAACCACAAGAUCGCUGCUGGAAAGCUUCGUCGCUUAACCCGCAAACCCACCGAUGAGUCCGGGAGCACGUUCCUGACUGGUCUCUUCAUCGGCACGGGUAGCGUCUUCGCGUUUCAGGGUAUGGUUUAUGGUGCGGAACUUCUGUUCGACGAAGAUCCCCUGGUGCGACAGCAGACCAGCUACUUGAUGCAAAUCUAUGGGGGCUACUUCCUCAUGCUCUUUCUCUUCUCCCUUUUCUGCGUCGACUGUUUUCUAUGGACCUCGAACAAAGUCAACUAUCCGUUCAUCUUCGAAUUCGACCCGCGGCAUCAUCUGGACUGGAGGCAACUCUCGCAAUUCCCAAGCUUCUGUCUGCUUCUCUUCGGACUGUUCAUAUGGCUCAACUUUACUCGAUACGGCACACCUGAGAUGUACCUGUACUAUCCCGUCAUACUGAUUUUCUUGACAUUGGUGCUCAUCCUGCUCCCUUUCCCCAUCUUGGGGCAUCGAAGCCGGAAGUGGUUUGCAUAUUCGCACUACCGCUUGUUCUUUGCCGGUCUAUAUCCUGUCGAGUUCCGGGACUUCUUCCUUGGUGAUAUAUAUUGCUCUUUGACAUACGCCAUGUCGAAUAUUGAGCUCUUCUUCUGCCUAUAUGCCCACUAUUGGAACUAUCCCGACCAGUGCAACUCGAAUCACUCACGACUUCUCGGGUUCUUCUCUGCCUUGCCUCCCAUCUGGCGCGCGUUGCAGUGUGUUCGGCGUUACCUCGAUACGAGAAACAUCUUCCCUCAUCUGGUCAACUGCGGCAAGUACUGUAUGACGAUUCUGGCUGCCGUCACGCUGUCCCUUUACCGCAUUGAAGGGUCAAACGCCACCCUCGCCCUGUUCGCCACGUUCUCAGUGGUCAACUCAAUCUACUGCUCGAUCUGGGACUUGCUGAUGGAUUUCUCUCUCCUCCAACCCGACUCACGUCACCGGUUCCUCCGAGAUAUCCUUGCACUCAAGCGUCGCUGGCUUUACUAUGUCAUCAUGGUCAUUGACCCCAUCCUACGUUUCGCUUGGAUAUUCUACGCAAUCUUCACGUUUGACAAGCAGCAUAGCACCAUUGCCUCGUUCAUGAUUGCCUUCGCCGAAGUGACUCGUCGUGGCAUGUGGGCCCUGAUCCGAGUGGAAAACGAGCACUGCGCCAACGUCGCCCAGUACAAGGCCAGCCGCGAUGUCCCGCUCCCGUACAAACUUGACCUCGAACCCCUGGUUGAGCGGGCUAGUGAGGACCGAAGCCAAUCCAGCAGGGCUUCAGCCGAGGCCACGGCUAGCGCAGUCGAUCCUGGAAGGGCCGGCGCAGCGGCCCGCACAGGUACAGAACCCGAUGCGGCCUCUCCUGCACCAGCAGCGGAUGAGGGUGGACUUCGUCGCAGGAGGAAGUCGGAAGUUGUGCGGAGCGGUGGCGAGACAAUCCGAAGAAAGAUGGCGGAGGCCCACAAGCAGGACUUUGAGAAGAAGAGAAGGCCAGCCGAGCCCCCUAAGGAGGAUGAGCAGGAUCCAGAAGAUGACUUGCGGAGCGACGAGGACGACGACGACGAUGAUGACUCUGCGAGCGUACUUGAUGAGCGGAUGGAGCUUCGCCAAGCUGAACAUUUGGUCAGAAGCACGAAUAGUGACAGCGACGACUAG